AUGAUUAGAACCACCAGAUCGUUGCUUCGAUCUUCCACUAAUAGACUUUCCACUAGGCCAACAAUAUCAUCAAUAAGUCGCGUCACACCCACGUUUUCUAGAUUUUUGGCUACCGCAAAUACAUCGUCGGAGAAUUAUGCCAAGGUGUACAACCCCAACGCUGAAAAGGUUUCGUUAGCCAACUUAGAUACGUUUGCUAGGAGGCACAUAGGCCCAACACCAAGAAAUGUUGACAAGAUGUUGCAAGCUCUCGGCUAUUCUAAUUUGGAUGAGUUUUUAUCCAAUGCAGUGCCAGAACAUGUUUUGAUCAAACGUAAGUUGCAAAUUCAACCAAAUCAGGGAUUCACGGAGCAAGAAAUGUUGAGACAUCUCCAUGAAAUUGCUGGUAAAAACAAGAUUUACAAGUCCUUCAUUGGUAAGGGUUAUGCUGGUACGAUCUUGCCUCCUGUGAUUCAAAGGAAUUUGUUGGAACUGCCAGAAUGGUACACUUCAUACACACCCUAUCAACCAGAAAUUUCUCAAGGCAGAUUGCAAAGUUUGUUGAACUAUCAGACUAUGAUCACAUCAUUGACCGGUUUAGACAUGGCAAAUGCAUCUUUAUUGGAUGAAGGUACUGCUGCUGGUGAAGCAAUGAGUUUGUCUUUCCAUCACUCCAAAAACAAGAAAAAGGUCUAUGUUGUUGAUUCAGAGUUGCACCCACAAACUAUUGAAGUGAUUAAAUCAAGAGCUGACAACAUCAAUGUCGAGAUUAGGGAGUUGAACUUGGCCACUGAAGAAGGUUUCCAAGAAUUGUCCAAGAUAAUCAAGGAUGUAUGUGGGGCUCUUGUACAAUAUCCAACUACGAAUGGUUCAAUUCACAACUAUUCUCAAAUUGGCGAACUUUUGCACCAAAACAAAGCCAUUUUUGCCGUUGCUACAGACUUGUUAGCAUUGACCUUGCUCAAACCUCCAAGUGAGUUUGGUGCUGAUAUUGCGUUGGGAACUUCACAAAGAUUUGGCGUGCCAUUUGGGUAUGGUGGUCCGCAUGCUGCAUUCUUUGCAACAUCACAAAAGUAUGCUAGAAAGAUACCUGGAAGAAUUGUAGGGGUUUCAAAAGAUAGGUUGGGCAAACCAGCUUUGAGAUUAGCUUUGCAAACCAGAGAGCAACAUAUCAAGAGAGAGAAAGCAACUUCAAAUAUAUGUACAGCUCAAGCAUUGUUGGCCAAUAUAUCUGCAAACUAUGCUGUUUACCAUGGCCCUGAGGGAUUGAAAAACAUUGCCAAAAGAGUUUAUGGAUUUACUACUUUGCUUGCAAAGGAAAUCCAAAAGAAGCACGAAAUUGUCAAUGAUAAGUGGUUUGACACUUUGACAGUUAGAUUAAGUGGAGUCUCUGCUGAUAAAGUUUUAAAAAACGCUUUGGAGAAAUAUGGAAUUAACUUGUUCAAGGUGGAUGAUUCAACAGUAUCAUUGCAAUUGGACGAAACUGUCGAGAAGCAAGAUUUAAUCAACUUGAUUGAGUUAUUCACAGGAGAAGUUAUCGAGCCUUCGAAUGAAUUGCCUUCUUUCCCACAAGAGUUGUUGAGAACUGAUGACAUUUUACUGCACGAAGUAUUCAACACUCAUCACUCAGAAACAUCAAUGUUGAGAUAUUUGCAUCAUUUGCAAUCAAAGGACUUAUCUUUAGCUAAUUCAAUGAUCCCGUUAGGUUCUUGUACAAUGAAAUUGAAUGCCACUGUUGAAAUGCAAUCCUUGUCAAUCCCAGGCUUCAACUCCAUCCACCCAUUUGUCCCCCUUGAUCAAGCCCAAGGUUACAGGCAAUUAAUUGACGAAUUUGAAAAAGAUCUUAAUGAUAUAACUGGGUUUGAUGCUACUACAUCAAUGCCAAACUCUGGUGCUCAAGGUGAAUACACUGGGUUGUCAUUGAUUAGACAAUACCACAAGUCAAAGGGUGAAUAUGAACAAAGAAACAUUUGUCUUAUUCCUGUCUCUGCCCAUGGUACUAAUCCAGCCUCAGCAGCAAUGUGUGGAUUGAAAGUUGUUCCUGUCAAAUGUUUGGACAAUGGUUCUAUUGAUUUGGAUGAUUUGAAAGAAAAAGCUACAAAGCAUGCUGCUAAUUUGUGUUCCAUCAUGAUCACUUACCCUUCUACCUAUGGGUUAUUCGAACCUGGUGUCAAAGAAGCUAUUGAUGUUGUUCACCAAAAUGGUGGAUUGGUUUACUUGGAUGGUGCCAAUAUGAACGCACAAGUUGGGUUAACAUCUCCAGGUGACUUGGGUGCCGACGUAUGCCAUUUGAACAUUCACAAGACUUUUGCAUUGAGUCAUGGUGGUGGUGGACCAGGUCAAGCUCCAGUAUGUGUCAAAAAGCAUUUGACGCCAUUUUUGCCAAAGCAUCAUUUUGUCGAAACUCCUCAUUCAACCAAUGAAAGUAUAAAAUCCGUCAAUUCGGCCCCAUAUGGAAGUGCUUCUGUUAUCCCUGUUUCAUAUUCAUACAUAAAGAUGUUGGGUGCUGAUGCAUUACCAUACGCCUCGACUAUCGCCAUGUUGAACGCCAACUACAUCUUAUCUCAGUUGGAACCACACUACAAGAUUCUUUUCAUCGACCAUCGCGCAUCAACCAACGCUGGUUUGAGACAUUGUGCCCACGAAUUCAUCUUGGACUUGCGUGAGUUCCAAAAGGGUGGUGUUGAAGCUAUUGAUGUCGCCAAGAGAUUACAGGAUUACGGAUUCCAUGCCCCAACAAUGUCGUUCCCUGUUGCUGGUACUUUGAUGAUUGAGCCAACUGAAUCAGAAAAUUUGGAAGAGUUGGAUAGAUUUAUCGAAUCAUUCAUUUCGAUUCGUCGUGAGAUUGAUGCUUAUAUCAAGGGAGACCCAUUGGGAAAUGUAUUAAAGAAUGCUCCACACUCACAGCAAGAUAUUAUAUCUUCUACCGACUGGGACACUAGAGGAUAUACUAGAGAGCAAGCUGCUUAUCCUUUGGAGUUCUUGAAGGAGAACAAGUGCUGGCCUACUGUUUCUAGAUUGGAUGACACCUAUGGUGAUUUGAAUUUGAUCUGCACCUGUCCUUCGGUUGAAGAACUUGCUGAAGGUUAG
Molecule: messenger RNA, 3069 nt
Organism: Lodderomyces margitis
Lineage: Eukaryota; Fungi; Ascomycota; Pichiomycetes; Serinales; Debaryomycetaceae
Gene: GCV2
Product: glycine decarboxylase subunit P
Exons: 1
Coding region: 1-3069 (1022 amino acids)
Biological process (GO): glycine decarboxylation via glycine cleavage system
Cellular component (GO): glycine cleavage complex; mitochondrion
Molecular function (GO): glycine binding; pyridoxal phosphate binding; glycine dehydrogenase (decarboxylating) activity
Source: RefSeq, a predicted model, not a curated record